AUGGGUUCCAUUCAACCUCAUCCCUCUUACAACCUCUCGAAUCCCUUCCGAACUCGCAUCCUCAAUGGCCAAAUAACUCCCUUGAUGUCGAUCAAGUUUGUCACGGGGAAUGAAAUCCCCAUGAUGUGCAAAAUGGCCGGCAUCCACGCCAUGUUCAUCGACAUGGAGCAUUCCUCCCUGGACAUGCGCACCGUCGCCCAAUUAAUCCUCGCCUGCAACUACGCCGGCGUCUCACCAGUCGUGCGUUCGCCCUCCAAGUCCCACUGGCACAUCAGUCGCAUCCUAGACGCCGGUGCGGCGGCGGUUGUGAUUCCGCACGUGGAGACGAUCCAAGAAGUCCGGGAUAUCGUGCGCCAUGCGAAGUUUGCGCCACUAGGAACGAGAGGCUGCACGAAUAACCAGGCAGUAUUGAAUUUCCAGCACGUGCCGACUCUCGUGCAGAAUGAGAUCUUGAACGAGCAGACGAUGUUGAUCCCGAUGAUCGAGACGCCGGCGGCCGUCGACAUCGCAGAGGAGAUCCUGGCCGUUGAGGGCGUUGACGGGGUGUUGGUCGGAUCGAACGAUUUGUGCACGGAUCUGGGCAUCCCUGGCAAGUAUGACAGUGAUCUGUAUCAGGAUGCCGUGACGAAGGUGAUCCAGGCGGCGAAUAAGACUGGUAAGCCCGUGGGCAUUGGAGGUAUCGGUGGCCGGUUGGACAUUUUGGAGAAGUGGUUCGCCAUGGGAGCGACAUGGUCGUUGAGCGGUCAGGAUGCAUCCAUCUUGCAAACCGGGAUGAAGAAGAUACAUGAGAACUAUGCGGGGAUUAGCGAUAAGUUGAAUAAGAAGCCCUAG
Messenger RNA from Aspergillus affinis, 831 nucleotides. Its product is annotated as HpcH/HpaI aldolase family protein. Bases 1 to 831 code for a protein of 276 amino acids. NCBI's taxonomy places the organism in Eukaryota, Fungi, Ascomycota, Eurotiomycetes, Eurotiales, Aspergillaceae. The transcript has a single exon. Gene Ontology annotation, molecular function: aldehyde-lyase activity. The record is from RefSeq and is a predicted model, not a curated record. Gene Ontology annotation, cellular component: cytoplasm.